AUGUCUAAACUUUCACUUCAGAACGCUAUACUAACUUUUGAACAACUAGAGACAACACCUUCACGUAAAGAUGGCAUUCCGGAAGAACUCGAGGAUGCACUACGACAGCUUGGCUGUGAACUCGUUCAGUCUGCUGGAAUACUCAUGAAACUACCACAAGUAGCAAUGGCAACUGCUCAAGUCCUUUUUCAACGGUUUUUUUACGUGGCUUCUCUUAAGAAAUUUACCGAAAUUGGCAUGGGCGCAUUAUUUCUCGCUUCAAAAGUUCAAGAAUCUUCAUGCAAAAUAAGGGAUUUGAUUAAUGUGUAUCAUUAUCUGAUAAUACGAUAUCAGAAUAUGCCGUAUAAAUCGUUAGAAUAUUUUGGCCAGACAUUCUAUGACAUGAAAGAUUCGAUCGUCAUUGCAGAAAUGCAAAUAUUGAAGCGGCUCGGAUUCAACGUGCAUGUGCAACUACCGUAUGGUCUAAUGGUGAAUUAUCUACGGGUGCUUGAACUCACCGAGCACAAAGAAAUUCCACAGAAAGCCUGGGGAUAUUUAAAUGAUGCCCUUCGGACAAAUAUCUAUGUAUGCUAUCAACCUCCAACUAUUGCCUGCGCUGUGAUUUGGCUUGCAGCUCGCAUAUACCAGGUCAAAUUACCUACUGAGUCACCGUGGUGGGCAUUGUUCGAGGCCAAAUUGGAAGAUAUCCUUUUGUUUCAUCUUUAUUAG
Molecule: messenger RNA, 708 nt
Organism: Ambispora gerdemannii
Lineage: Eukaryota; Fungi; Glomeromycota; Glomeromycetes; Archaeosporales; Ambisporaceae
Source: the annotation of a GenBank genome assembly